AUGGGUCGCGUGCGCACCAAGACCGUGAAGAAGGCUUCCAGGGUCAUCAUUGAGAAGUACUACAACCGCCUGACCCAGGACUUCGACACCAACAAGCGGGUCUGCGAGGAGAUCGCUAUCAUCCAGAGCAAGAGGCUGCGCAACAAGAUUGCCGGCUUCACCACGCACCUGAUGAAGCGCAUCCAGCGCGGCCCGGUGCGCGGCAUCUCGCUCAAGCUGCAGGAGGAGGAGCGCGAGAGGCGCAUGGACUUUGUCCCCGAGGAGUCCGCUGUCAACACCGAGAACAUCGAGGUGGACCGCGACACCCUGGAGAUGCUCAAGGCCAUCAACAUGGCCGGCCUGCCCGGCGUCACCGUGGCGCAGGUGGCCGCGCCGGCCGGCGGCCCGGGCUUCAAGGGCGGGUUCCGCGGCGGCGAGCGCGGCGGGGACCGCGGCGAGCGCAGCGACCGCAACCUCUGGCAACCGGCGGCAGCCCUGGCAGCGGCAACGGCUGCGGUGCUCAUAGGCAGUGCCCCGCCCUGCGGCGCGUCUGAGCUCGCGGCUGUGCAGCUGCCGCCGUCCCCAGCCCUUUCCGUGCCGCUUGACACACCGCCAGCCUCCCAUGAUCAGGACUACGUCUUCUCCGCGGCGCCCCAGCUGCCCGCCGCGCCGCCGCUCGCGUCGCCCUCGCUCGUCGCAUCCCCGCUGCCAAGCGACGCCACCGCAGACCUCACAGCCGCCGUGACGCGCGAGGUCAUGGCCGCGGCGCUGUCGCCGGCCGGCUCAGGGGACCUCGGCCAGCUGUCCACCGCGGCAGAGGAGCUCGCUGGGGGGCAGGCGGCAGGGGGCGAGGGGCAGCCGGCGCCUGGCGCGUCGGCGGCCGCGGUGGUCGAAGGGUUCAAGGUGGCGGUCAGCGAGAGCAUUCAAGGGGCCAACCUGGUGGAGAGCAGCAUGCCCGCGGUCGGUGGCGCCGUCCCGAGCGGCUGGCUGUCCAAGACGCCGUUCUGCGGCAUGUGGCAGGCCUACUGCAGCUCGCUGGCGCAGGCGCCCCUGCAAACCAAGGCUGCCACUGGCGUCGUGGGCACCUUUAUUGGUGACCUGCUGGCCCAGUUCAUGGCGCAUUUCAGCAAGCAGGGCGCCGCGGCGGCGCAGCGCAAGCAGCAGAGGCGGCGGUCGGGCGGCGGCGGUGGCGGCGGCGGCGGCGGCGGCGGCGGCGCUUUUGAGUACGACGCGGCGCGGUGCGCGCGGCUGGUGGCUUUCAGCGUGCUGGUUGGGACGCCGCUGUCUCACUACUGGUGA
Messenger RNA from Monoraphidium neglectum, 1278 nucleotides. RefSeq names its product 40S ribosomal protein S17-4. Gene Ontology annotation, cellular component: ribosome. The transcript has 7 exons. NCBI's taxonomy places the organism in Eukaryota, Viridiplantae, Chlorophyta, Chlorophyceae, Sphaeropleales, Selenastraceae. The record is from RefSeq and is a predicted model, not a curated record. The coding region runs from base 1 to 1278 and encodes 425 amino acids. Gene Ontology annotation, molecular function: structural constituent of ribosome. Gene Ontology annotation, biological process: translation.